This is a messenger RNA of Austrofundulus limnaeus, 3218 nucleotides long. It is a transcript of the gene wfikkn1, whose product is annotated as WAP, follistatin/kazal, immunoglobulin, kunitz and netrin domain containing 1. Gene Ontology annotation, cellular component: extracellular region. The transcript is spliced from 2 exons. The record is from RefSeq and is a predicted model, not a curated record. Gene Ontology annotation, molecular function: serine-type endopeptidase inhibitor activity; receptor antagonist activity; transforming growth factor beta binding. Gene Ontology annotation, biological process: transforming growth factor beta receptor signaling pathway. NCBI's taxonomy places the organism in Eukaryota, Metazoa, Chordata, Actinopteri, Cyprinodontiformes, Rivulidae. The coding region runs from base 988 to 2763 and encodes 591 amino acids.
CCUUUUGUGCAGUUCUGAGCUGCUGGUACUUAAGUGCAUUAAAACCCGUGGGAGGUGUGAGAGCAGUGUGUGUGGACGGGUGUGGGGGGUGAAUUGAUUAGCUGCUCCUUCGUUAUUGGCCAGUUUUUGGAUAACUGGCUGCGGCGCAUGAAUGCGAGGCGGUCAGAAGUCACGGGAAGGUUGCAGGGGGUCACUGCCAUUGAAAGGAUGUAGAGGGGGGAGCUGCUUCUCCUCGCCUUCCUGAGYCCUGCCAGCAUUAAUACGAGUUCAAACAAUGUGGAAAAUAGUGCUGCUUUCCGUUUUUCCCACCUGACCGCUGGGGAAACUGACCCCUUGUCUAGACACGAAGGGCGCAAACUACACGUUUCUGGAGACAUGACGAGACACGCCUCGUGKUUUUUUUUUUUGGGCUCUUUUUACGCUUCGCGUCCUGCGCCUCGGGCACCUUUCCUGCUGGYUUGCUGAGUCUUUGCAGGAAAUAUAAGCCUGUGCGACUACCUGGACUGCAUGAAAACUUUAAAUAACAACAGAAAAUAUAUAUUUUAGAGCAAUCAAACAGCACCUAAGACGCCUGGAUGAACAUUACGCACUGCUCCCUUUGUGCGUCUCCGGGCGCACGCUCGUUCACGCGGCUUUUGAUGUUUUUACAAUGUUUGUCCAGUUGUGCAACUCAUGGUGUCGCUUCAUAAAAGUUUCAAGACAGUGGUCGAGCGUGGGGGGCGGUCAGAGGGGGCUGCCCUUUCCCACCUCCAUUCACAAGCUGCUGUUCCUUCUCUCCCUCUCAUUGUGCGGCCGUUUGCUUCUCCCGCUGCUCCUGAAGGUGAAUGACCACCGGGAUAUCAACUGCGCAUUAAAGCGUUAGAAUAACUUUAUUUCCCAGCUGAGCAAAAACAACGAUUUCAACUUCGGACGUGUUUUUUUUCUACUUCUUCCGCGGACCCGAAAGAGGGAUGGAAUUACUCGAUUUGCGCCUCUUUCAAAACAACAAUGUGUGAAAUCCCUCUGCGUUUUUUGGAAGAUAAACACUCAGUUUGGCACAGCGCGAUCUGCCCCAACAAGCCGCUGACAGGAUGGACACACGCGUGUUUCCUGAUGCUCCUGAUCUGCGACUGUCUGGRGUUUUCUUUGUGCGCCACUGUGGCAGGAUCCAGAGUGGAACACGAAGGGUUCUGCCCCAACAAGCUCAACUCGAACCUUUGGGUCGAUGCGCAGAGCACCUGCGAGAGGGAAUGCAGCGUGGAUGAGGACUGUGCUGAUUUCGAGAAAUGCUGCACUAACGUGUGUGGCCUCAGCAGCUGCGUUGCCGCCCGUUUCUCCGAUGGGACCCCUGCUCAGCCGGAUGGGAAGGGCGGAGGGACCGGAGAAGAGGACCCCGCCUCUAAAGCGACCUGUGAGGGCUUCAUCUGCAGCCAGCAGGGAGCCUCCUGUGACAUCUGGGAUGGACAACUUGUCUGCAAGUGCCAGGACCGCUGUGAGAAAGAGCCAAACUUCACCUGUGCAUCAGAUGGUCUCACUUACUUCAACCGGUGCUACAUGGAUGCAGAAGCCUGCAUCCGGGGUGUGAUUCUAACUGUGAUCCCGUGCCGCUUCUACCUCGCCGGUCCCCAUACAAGUCCAGUUCCUCAGGACACAACAGCUAAUCCCACCCCGACAUCAUCUCAGGAGGAUCCCAUGCCCCCCACGCUGUACUCCAACCCCCACCACCAAUCCAUCUAUGUUGGAGGCACUGUCAACUUCCACUGUGAUGUCAUCGGCAUCCCCAGACCCGACGUCACAUGGGAGAAACAAAGUGAUCGGCGUGAACGACUAGUCAUGAAGCCUGACCAGAUGUACGGCAACGUGGUUAUAACCAACAUCGGACAGCUAGUUGUUUAUAACGCCCAGGUGUGGGAUACAGGCAUAUACACGUGCAUCGCAAGGAAUUCUGCGGGAGUCCUUCGUGCGGACUAUCCCUUGUCCGUCAUUCGCAGAGCAGAGGAUGACUUCUCCGAAGAUCCCGAGAUGCCCAUGGGGCGCCCGUUUUCCCCCGCGGACUGCCUGGCUGAAGUCGACCUGAGAGUCUGCAGCGGAGAUCGCCACGUUGACUGGUUUUACGAUAGCAAGCUAGGCUCCUGCAUGACCUACAACAACGGCGGCUGUGAYGACAGUCGCAACCGUUUUGAGACGUACGAAGAGUGCAAAGCAUCCUGCCAGAGAGAAGGGAUGGGGAUCUGCUCCCUGCCAGCAGUUCAGGGUCCCUGCAAAACCUGGGAGGCACGUUGGGCCUGGAACUCCUUAAUGAAGCAGUGCCAGGCCUUCGUUUACGGUGGAUGCCAAGGGAAUGACAACAACUUCCACACUAAAAAGGAGUGCGAGGCAAACUGUCCCCAGCCCAAACGAAGACCAUGCAGGACUUGUCGGAUGAGGGGGAAAAUGAUGCCCAGCUUGUGCCGCAGCGACUUCGCCAUCGUCGGCCGGCUGACGGAGCUUGUUGAGGAUCUGGACUCUGGCUUGGCUCGCUUUAGCUUGGAAGAAGUCCUGAGGGACGAAAAGAUGGGCCUGACUUUCUUCAGUACCAAACACCUGGAGGUGACCAUCACCAAGAUUGACUGGAGCUGUCCCUGCCCUAACAUCACCAUAGAGGAAAACCCCCUGUUGGUGAUGGGAAUGGUGCAGGAUGGUAUGGCCUUCAUCCAGUCAGACAGCUACGUCAAAGCCAUAACUGAACGCAGGCUCAAAAASCUACGUGAAGCUAUAAAUAAAAAGUCGUGUGAGGCAUCAUAAAAGUCUCCAAACUGGCACAAAGAAGCAGAUGUUAAACAUUAAGAGAUGCAUUCUUAAAAACAGCAUUUUAAUAAAGUUCUGAGAUUAUUUAUAUGUAUUCAUUCAUGCUUAAGUUUUAUUACAUCCCAGAUGUGUUAACUCAUUUAUAACCACUGUUGAAAAUAUUUUACUAACUUUAAAUAUCCAUGUUUUUUUACUGUAUGCAUUAUGGAAAAUAAGAUAACAGAUAAACAAGUUGAUCAUGUUACAUUUUUUUCUUGUGAUACUUAAAACAGGCACCUGCAGUUUAUAAUCUGUAGUUUAUUUUAUUGUUUUUUUAAUAGAUAUUGGUGUCUGAAACAAAUAUUUAUGUUUUAUGUAUUGUAUAAUUUUGUAAUGACCCUUUGAAAGCACUUCUGUUGAUUUACUGACAUAAAAAUAUCUAAAAUAAAAUAAAACAUUGUUUCAAUAAAGUA